This is a messenger RNA of Hyaena hyaena (striped hyena), 7205 nucleotides long. RefSeq names its product NHS like 1 (gene NHSL1). The transcript has 8 exons. Bases 84 to 5057 code for a protein of 1657 amino acids. The record is from RefSeq and is a predicted model, not a curated record. Gene Ontology annotation, biological process: cell differentiation. NCBI's taxonomy places the organism in Eukaryota, Metazoa, Chordata, Mammalia, Carnivora, Hyaenidae.
UCGCGCCCCGCGCCGACGGGCGGUGGACUGAGGGCUGCGCCCGCCCCGGGCGGCCCGCGCGCCCGCGCCCCCCGGGCCCCGCCAUGCCCUUCCACCAGAGGACCGUGGAGCCCGCGCGGCUGCGCCGGCCCGAGGCGGCCGGGGCCGCGGGCGCGCCGCUCUUCCGCUCGCUGGAGCAGGUCAGCUCGCACGCCCUGGUCCGCCUGCUGGCGCAGCUCGCCGACCUGUCGCGCUGCGCGGGGGACAUCUUCGGCGAGCUGGAGGGCCAGGCGGCCGCGCUGGGCCGCCGCAGCGCCGCGCUGCACCGCCGCCUCGACGCCCUGCACGCCGCCGCCGUGCGCCUAGACCACCGCCGAGUGAAAAUCCCUGUUUCCAACCUCGAUGAGGAGAGUAGAUGGACGGUCCACUACACGGCCCCGUGGCACCAGCAGGAGAAUGUGUUCCUUCCUGCCACCAGACCGCCCUGUGUGGAGGACCUGCACCGCCAAGCCAAGCUCAACCUCAAAUCCGUAUUGAGGGAAUGUGAUAAACUGAGGCGGGAUGGCUACCGAAGUUCGCAGUACUAUUCUCAGGGGCCCACCUUUGCAGCCAACACCAGCCCACUCUGCGACGAUUAUCAAGACGAAGAUGAAGAAACAGAUCAAAAGUGUUCGAUUUCUUCAUCAGAAGAGGAAAGACUUAUUUCCAUCAGGAGACCUAAAACACCAACCUCAAGUGACUUCUCUGACCUUAAUACUCAAACGAACUGGACCAAGUCACUCCCGUUGCCAACGCCAGAAGAGAAGAUGAGACAGCAAGCCCAAACGGUCCAGGCUGAUGUGGUUCCCAUUAACAUAACUGGGGAGAAUUUCGAUCGCCAGGCCAGCCUUCGGCGGUCUCUAAUUUACACAGACACUCUGGUAAGACGACCGAAGAAAGUCAAAAGGAGAAAGACUAUUACAGGAGUCCCUGACAACAUACAGAAGGAGCUAGCAUCAGGCACCGGCCAAGAUGAUGUCAGUGGUCACUCAGUGUACACCCCAGACCUCUACUCUACGCUGGGAAGGCUGGACAGCUGCCGGGCUGCGGGGCAGCGCUCGGAUACCAGGGACUCCAGCUGCCAGACUGAGGAAGUGAAGGUCGUCCCACCUUCAAUGCGAAGAAUCAGGGCACAGAAGGGGCAAGGCAUCGCGGCCCAGAUGAGCCACUUCUCCGGCUCCUCUGGGAACAUGUCCGUGCUGAGUGAUUCCGCGGGUGUUGUGUUCCCUUCUCGCCUCAACAACGAUGCUGGUUUCCACAGUCUUCCACGUUCUGGAGCAAGAACAAGCCUCCAGUCCCUCGAGCCACGGCUGGGGCCCCUGGGCCCUGCGGAAGACCUGGAUGGCGCUCGCCCACGCCAGAGCGGGAAGCCACAGGUAGAUGAGAACCCAGGACAUCUGGGAGGUGCCUUGAGGACUGGAGCACUUCUGAGGCCCAAGUCCCAGGAGCUGAGGCACUUCGAGAACGUCCUAAGCCCAGCGUGCGUGGUUUCUCCUCACGCCAGCUACUCCACCAGCAUUAUCCCAAACGCCACACUCUCCUCCUCUCCGGAGGUCAUUAUUAUUCACGCUGUUCACAGUCCAGGACAGCUGGACGGUAAAAUUACCAGCUCCUCUUCAUACAUGAAGGUAAAAUCCAGAGACCACCUCCUCUCCAGGCACGCUAGUAAAGAGGACCAUCAGUGUCACGGCGGUCACUGGACAGAGGGUCACCCCCCCGUUCUUUCUCAGGCCUUAGAUCCCCGUCCCCCCAGUGCAAGCAUGCUGUCGUCCCUCUGUGAUUCAGCGGUCUCUCUAAAUACUCCAGCAAGUCGGGAGAAUGGAUCCCAAGUCAUGACCUAUCACUGUAAAAACAACCUGAGCCUUCCAGCCCACUCCCAGGAUGUGGAUGGCAAGAGCGAGGCCAGUUAUUCAGGAAGCGGGGGGCACGGCAGCUCGGAGCCCUGGGAAUACAGCGCCUCGGCUAACGGGCAGGCAUCCCCACUGAAGACACAUGCAGCAACGCCUGGCUACUCCACUCCCGGAAGCAACAUGAGCAGCUGCAGUUUGGAUCGAACGUCCACCAAAGAUGAUGCCAGGUCCCUGUAUUCAGAGGAGCACGAUGGCGACUACACGUCUAUGCACCCCGACCCCGGACACGGAUCUGGAACCCUGUGCAAUAGUAGCGAUGGCUUUGGGAACCCCAGGCACAGUGUGGUCAAUGUUUUUGAUGGGAGAGCUCAGAAAAGCCAGGGGGACCGGCCACAUUACCAUGACAAAUCCCUUUCGCGAAACAUCUCUUUGAAGAAAGCGAAGAAGCCGCCUCUGCCCCCUUCUCGGACAGACUCCCUGCGCAGGGUUCCCAAGAAGGGCAUCCAGUCCAAUGGGCAGGCGCUGAAUGAGAGCCUGAUCGCCUCGCUCCAGCACUCGCUGCAGCUGAACCUCCCGGGCAAGGGCGGCAGCUCGCCCUCCCAGAGCCCCUGCAGUGACUUUGAAGAGCCCUGGCUGCCCCGCUCGCGCAGCCAGAGCACGGUGAGUGCAGGCAGCAGCAUGACCUCGGCCACCACCCCCAACGUCUACUCCCUGUGCGGGGCCACGCCAUCGCAGAGUGACACGAGCAGCGUCAAGUCCGAGUACGCGGACCCUUGGGGGUACUACAUUGACUACACCGGCUCGCAGGAAGACCCCGGGCUCCCCGGCGGGGCCUGCCCGGCCGGCAGCGGGGCCCCGGCCGCAGAGGAGCCAGUCCGCCAGGUCCAGGAGGGCGCCAGGACUGCGACGCCCCAAGUGCCCGGUGGCUCAGUCAAACCAAAGAUCGCCUCGCCGGAGAAGUCCCACAGAGUCACUUCUCCAUCAAGUGGGUAUUCCAGCCAGUCGAAUACACCCACAGCCCUCACCCCUGUGCCUGUGUUUUUAAAAUCAGCGUCACCAGCAAACGGAAAGGGGAAGACCAAGCCCAAGGUGCCAGAGAGGAAGUCCUCUCUCAUAUCUUCAGUGUCCGUCUCCUCGUCGUCCACCUCCCUGUCUUCCAAUACGUCCACGGAAGGAAGCGGGACAGUGAAGAAGCCUGAUUUGGUGCUGGCCUCUCCCCUCGCUACUGCUCCUCUUCCUCCUCCCCCGCCUUUAGUAGACUCCCCGGAGGGCUCUCUGCCUCAGUCUCCCCUUUUCCCCCCUCCACCCCCAGAAGUUCUCACUCCCUUCUGUCCCCCCACUGGCCAGGGCUUUCCCCCUCCCCCCAGGGCACUUAGCCCCCUUACCCUGGGUGCCUCGGCUUCCCUGCCACCUCCCUCUGCUUCCGUACCCUCCUCAGCUCCCCCGCCUGCCCCACCCCUUGACCCCAAGUUGAUGAAAGAUGCCAGGCCUUAUUUCAAAAGAUCUGGGCAGCCAGAAUGCUCCUGGGAGGCCUUUAGGCAGCCUUCUAGCAAGGAGGAGGGCAGUAGACCCCCCAUGCCCCUGAUAACCACUGAGGCAUUGCAGAUGGUACAGUUGAGGCCCGUGAAAAAGAACUCAGGAUCCGAGCAAGCACUGUCAUAUGAACAAGUAUCUCAGGAAAAACUAACUCCGGUUGUUCCCCAGUAUCAUUUAAAGCCAUCUGCUUUCCUGAAAUCCCGAAAUAGCAUAAAUGAAAUGGAGAGUGAAAGCCAGACUGCCUCUGUGACAGGCUCGCCGCCGACUCCUGCCAAGAGCCUGAGUCAGGGUCACCAGGACGGUGCAGCCGAGCGUGGCCUCCCGAGCCGCAGCCCGGGCAGCGCCCGGGAGCCGGAGGCCGAGCCCGGCCCCGGGGCCCUCCCGCUCCAGGAGCCCCCCGGCCCUUCACCCAGCAGGAAGCCACCCCCCAUUUCCAAGAAGCCCAAACUGUUCCUCGUGGUGCCACCUCCGCAGAGAGAUUUCACAGCGGAGCCCGCGGAGAACGUGAGCGGAGCGUCGCCCAGCCCCUCCAGGGGAGAGGCCGCCGAGAGUUGUAGAGCCGCGGCCGGUCCUGCGGAGGCCGGUCCUGGGGACACCGGCCCUGGCGCCGCGCUUCUCGAGGGAGGGGCCGCAGCACCCGCGUCCCCGGGCAGAGUGAGAGCCAAUGUCCCCAUGGUGCAGCCCGAUGUCUCGCCAGCCGCCAAGCAGGAGGAGCCAGGUGCCGAGAGCAGUGCAGACGGUGGAGGCAACGCGGAGAGCUGCCUGUCUCUACAGGGCGGAAGGCCCGGGGUGCCAGAGCCAGACACAGCCGCUGCUUCCUCGGAGGCCUGUGACUUCCUUAGGGAAGAGGGGAGUGAGGAGGUGAUGACCCCCAGCAGACCCCGGACCACAGAAGACCUUUUUGCAGCUAUCCACAGAUCCAAGAGGAAAGUCCUUGGCCGCAAAGAUUCAGAUGACGAUCACUCCCGAAACCAUUCUCCCUCCCCUCCAGUGACACCCACUGGUGCUGCCCCCAGCCUGGCCUCCCCAAAGCAAGUGGGGUCAAUUCAGAGAAGUGUCCGUAAGAGCAGCACCAGCAGCGACAACUUCAAAGCUCUGCUGCUAAAAAAGGGGAGUCGGUCAGACACCAGUGCCCGCAUGUCUGCAGCCGAGAUGCUGAAGAACACAGACCCUAGAUUCCAGAGAUCAAGGUCAGAGCCUUCACCAGACAUCCCUGAGAGCCCAUCAAGCUGCUCCCCAAGCAAGAACAGGAGGGCCCAGGAGGAGUGGGCCAAGAACGAAGGCUUGAUGCCUCGGAGUCUGUCCUUUUCCGGCCCCCGGUACGGCCGCAGCCGAACCCCACCUUCUGCAGCCAGCAGCAGGUACAGCAUGCGGAACCGGAUCCAGAGCAGCCCCAUGACCGUCAUAUCGGAAGGCGAAGGGGAAGCCUUGGAGCCUGUAGACACCCGGGCUCGGCGGGCCCUGGGUGCUGCAAGGGACUGCUCACUGGAUGGACUGGUGGGGGGCGAAAUGGACAAGGGCAGCCUGCUCGGUGGUGGGGAGCCCGCUGCCUCACCGCAGGCACAGGGUCCUGACCCCGUGGAUGGGACAGUCAGUGCCGAGGGCACAGGUCCAUCAGAACGAUGUGAAGGGCCUGUGGGCGAAGAGAGCUAGGGCCAAGAAUGUGAAUCUCCCAGGCAAUGUGAGGGAGACGCACAACACAUCGCUCUAGGGAGCCUGACAGGUACCUUCCCUGCCUUGCCCGUCAAUCCCACUCGGCGUUUGUGCUGUGGGCCUGGGCACUGCCAGCCCUGCAACAGAAGGGGGAUGUUAUUCAGGACUCCCAUGGCACUUGCCCUGUGGCUAAAAGCAAGUAGAAGCUUAACUUCUGAAAGUGCUUCCUGGGGAAGAUUUCUUUAUUUCCUCCCUCCUUUUUUUUUUUUUUGGGCUAAAUGCCAGGUGUGUGUGGGGAAGGGUAUGUGUGUGCCUGCAUUUUGAACCCCUUUAUGUUAAAAUGCACGCAUGCGCACACUCACACACACAUAGACACAACACACACACACACAAGUAGCACGUACAGAAACAGGAGAAGGAAAGACUGUUUAGCUGGGUAGAAAAAUGGAGUCUUCUGGAUUAGGUGGGCAUUACUUGAAAAGUAUUCUGUUUGGGGAAACUAGUGAGUUCCCGAAGAUGGGAGAGAGAGAGAGAGAGAGAGAACCAUUCCUUCUAAGAAAGAGGGGGUAGAUUUGCUGGUGCCCCUGCAGAGGACACGGGUACAGGCCCCGGUGUGCUUUCAAGGUGAGCCAUGUCAUGAUGAACCCAAAACGGUGGGAAAGGGCUAAAUGACUAAUGGGUUCAGGUACUUUUUUCUGGGGGAAAAAAGGCUUGGUUUCUUUUUUGUGAAAAUGACAAACGUGGGGAUGUGGCAAGGCGGUAUCUUGGAGCCCUGCUAGGGGGCAGCCACAGAAGACACACACCUUCUAGCCUGAGUUUUAGACAUGUGUACGAGUUUCUCAUGAAUUUCUUCCUCGAGUAGCUGCCGAGGCCUUCCUUGAGAACGAAGAGGACAGUGUGCAUGCACAGAGAGGGUGAGCAGGGAGAGAGGGGAAGGGGGUAAGUGGUAACGCUGCUGGGAGCUGUUUCCUGCUUAUGAAAUAAACGUAUUUUUCAGAAUUCCAUUUGGAAACUUGCACUACAGAACUGUGGGUGGAGAUUUCCCGUUUACAGAUAUUUUUACCAGAGUGUAAACUUGCAUUUGGCCAUUUCUUACCACUUGAAAUGUCAACAUUUGCUAACUUUUUUGGAUAUCCUUUUGGUGACACCAAAGAGAAAGGCAUGGCUAUUUUUCCUUGACCUGCCUACAGUAUCAUGUCCUCAUUUAGAAAGGUUUAUCAGAAUCAAUUAUAUAUUAUCCUACUCUGAAGAAAAUGCUGAAUAGCUCUUGUUAGUGAAAUACACUAAUAAAAAUUGGAAGGGCUUGGCUCUUAAUUAGCCAUGGGAAAUGAGUUUUUAGAUUAAAAAGAUUUUUUGCAUCAUUUGGUUUGUGAGUUUUUAUUAUUUUUUUAUAAGUAACUGAGUUGGCUAAUUACCUUCUAAUCUUCUCCAGUUAGAAUUUUUAAUCCUUAGAGGCAUGGGAGAAAAGUGUGUGAAGUAUUUAUUUUUAUGUCCUCCUCUUGAGGCCCCCUCCCCCAUUCCUUCCCAGCCGCCGUGUACCCAGACUCCUUUGUUUGUUGGCUAAAUAAAAUAAGUCUUCUUCAUCAGAAGGACUUGAGAUGACAACACGGAGAUCCUUGGCCUGUGUAUAGUACAGUUGCCGACAGGCAUCUCCCUCCGUAUAAAAAUAUCAUCCAAAAGUGGGACCUCACAGGCCAGACUCUCAAAAGGUUUAUUACACAUCCCAACUUUAGAUUCCCAUUUUUGACACAUCUCUGAGACAAAAACAAACCUGAAGAAUGAAGGCGUCUUCCAUUCUCUGCAGAAAACAAACCCCUUCUUUUCCCACAGCCCUCAAUGACGGCCAAAGGCUGAAGGACGUUUUACCAUUUGGAGCUACUGUCUGCUGCCCUGGGCCCAAGGGUCUUCUCUUCUCCAUUUUAGAAAAGUGGUGUUGGCUUUUGAAUAUGAACCUCCUAGCCCCCUAAACCUGAUUAGAAUGUACGCGACUAUCAGACAACUUUAACUUAAUAUAUAAAUCAUUUAUGUCGAAGGUAAAGUAAAACAGCAUCAAAACUAAUUAUAAAAUUAUUUUAAAAAUCCCCAUUUUUAAAGAGAAACAAAUACUAGGUUUUACAAUUUGCUUUGAAUAAAACAAUUGUAAAGUAA